Molecule: messenger RNA, 1290 nt
Organism: Neurospora crassa OR74A
Lineage: Eukaryota; Fungi; Ascomycota; Sordariomycetes; Sordariales; Sordariaceae
Exons: 1
Coding region: 1-1290 (429 amino acids)
Source: RefSeq, a predicted model, not a curated record
AUGAAGCUCUCUUCGUUCUUCCUCCUUACCUCGGCUCUCUCCGCCUACGCGGCCCCGACUGGCUUUGCCCCCGGCGACUCCGGUUCUCUGGCCGCCCGCCACCCUGACUCCCCCGGCGUCAUCGCUUCUCCUUCACCCACCAUCCGGGCCGGCGCUCGCCGCUCCGUUCCCGUCCGUCGUGAUCCUAGGGCCGUGGUCUUUGAUGAUGGUAGCAAUCUCGAGCCGAGUGUAAUCGGCAAGAGAAAACAUCGUGGCAGUGCCGCUAGCAGUGCCACUGCCGCUAGUACUACUGCUAGUAGUAGUGGAAGUACCGCUAGCAGUGGUACUACAGCUGGUGGUGCUACGGCUGGUGGUGCUACCAAGGGAGGUGCUUCUAAGGGAGCUGAUAAGGGAGGUGCUUCUAAGGGCGGUGCUGCUAAAGGAGGUGCUUCCAAGGGCGGUGCUUCUAAGGGUGGUGCCGCUGCUGGUGGAGGUGGUGCCGCAGCUGGUGGUGCUACUGCUGGUGGAGGUGGUGCUUCCAAGGGUGGUGCUUCUAAGGGUGGUGCCGCUGCUGGUGGAGGUGGUGCCGCAGCUGGUGGUGCUACUGCUGGUGGAGGUGCUGCUUCCAAGGGUGGUGCUUCUAAGGGUGGUGCCGCUGCGGGUGGAGGGGCUGCAGCUGGUGGUGCUACUGCUGGUGGAGGUGCUGCAGCUGGUGGUGCCGCUGCUGGCGGAGGUGCUGCUAAGGGUGGUGCUUCCAAGGGUGGUGCUUCUAAGGGUGGUGCCGCUGCUGGUGGAGGCGGUGCCGCAGCUGGUGGUGCUACUGCUGGUGGAGGUGCUUCCGCUGCUGGUGGAGGUUCUGCUAAAGGAGGUGCUUCGAAGGGAGGUGCCGCCGCCGGCGCCGCUUCCGGUAAGGGAGGUGCCUCUGGUGGUGCCGCUGCUGGUGGAGGUGGUGGUGAUAGUUCUGCUAAGGGUGGUGCUUCGAAGGGAGGUGCCGCAGCUGGUGGUGCUACUGCUGGUGGAGGUGGUGCUGCUAAGGGUGGUGCUUCGAAGGGAGGCGCUUCGAAGGGAGGUGAUUCCAAAGGCGGUGCUUCUAAGGGUGGUGCCGCUGCUGGUGGAGGCGGUGCCGCAGCUGGUGGUGCUACUGCUGGUGGAGGUGCUUCCGCUGCUGGUGGAGGUUCUGCUAAGGGAGGUGCUUCGAAGGGAGGUGCCGCAUCUGGUGGUGGUGCCGCUGGUGGUUCUGCUAAGGGUGGUGCUUCAAAGGGAGGUGCCGCUGCUGGCGGUGGUGCCUCUGGUUCCGCUGGUGGUCCCUAA